Molecule: messenger RNA, 2104 nt
Organism: Lepisosteus oculatus (spotted gar)
Lineage: Eukaryota; Metazoa; Chordata; Actinopteri; Semionotiformes; Lepisosteidae
Product: cytochrome P450 2K1-like
Biological process (GO): xenobiotic metabolic process
Cellular component (GO): cytoplasm; intracellular membrane-bounded organelle
Molecular function (GO): oxidoreductase activity, acting on paired donors, with incorporation or reduction of molecular oxygen, reduced flavin or flavoprotein as one donor, and incorporation of one atom of oxygen; iron ion binding; heme binding
Source: RefSeq, a predicted model, not a curated record
AUAUAUACACCUGUGAGUGUCUGAAACUCCAGUAAUUCUGAACAGGCAGAGAACAGUAAACCAUGUCGGUAAUUACACAGCUAUUGGCGGACUCCGCCACUGUGUGUCUAGUUUUCGUUACAACGUUAGUUGUCUUUUUCUACUUGUUUUUCAAACCCUCCAAAGCAUCUUCCUAUAAAUUUCCCCCCGGGCCACGACCCUGGCCGAUCAUCGGGAAUCUCAAUGUACUGGACUUUCUGAAAGCACAGGAAACUUUCUGUAAGCUGUCAGAGCAGUACGGCAAUGUGUUCACUUUCCACAUGGGCAGACGGAAGUUUGUAGUCCUGACUGGAUAUCAGACAGUGAAGGAAGCCUUGGUGGACCAGGCAGAUGACUUUGGAGGAAGGGGCCAAACACAUACCUCACAAUUAUUUUCAAAGGGAAAAGGUGUCAUAUUUGGAAAGGGCGAGUCAUGGAAGACAAUGCGUCGGUUUACUCUCUCCACCUUGCGGGACUUUGGCAUGGGCAAGAGAACCAUUGAGGACAGGAUCGUGGAGGAGUCCAAAAUGCUGAUAGAAGUCUUUGAGUCCUACAAAGGUCAACCAUUUGAGCCUACUAUCCACAUCAACUCCGCAGUGUCUAACAUCAUAUGCACCAUUGUGUUUGGGGAUCGCUUUGAAUACGACAACCCCCAGUUUCUUCGGCUCCAAAAGCUUGUGAACGAGAACAUUAAGCUACUAGUCUCCCCAAAAAUGCAGCUGUUCAACACCUUCCCCUUUAUUGGGUAUUUUAUAAAGGAUUUAAAGAAAGUUUCAAGCAAUGUGAAAGAGAAUCAGUCUUUCUUAAGGAAUCUGUACAAGAAGAGCAAAGAUGUUGUUGACCCUAAUGACAUGCGGAGCUUCAUCGAUACCUUCAUAGUGAAGCAACACGAGGAGGAAGCUAAAAACUCCCAUUCAUAUUUUGACGAGGACAACAUGAUAUUCACAUCAGCCAACUUGUUUGCAGCCGGAACAGAAACCACAUCCACCACCCUCCGCUGGGGCCUUCUGAUGAUGAUGAGGUACCCUCACAUUCAGGAGAAAGUGAAAGCAGAGAUUGAGAGAGUGAUUGGGAGAGAGCGCCCUCCAAGGUCUGAAGACCGGAAGAGCAUGCCCUACACUGACGCAGUGUUACAUGAAGUCCAGAGGUUCGGAAAUGUGGUGCCUAUGAACUUGCUGCACGAGACCACAGUGGACACCACCUUCAGGGGCUACAAGAUCCCAAAGGGCACCCCUGUCAUUCCGCUGCUCACUUCUGUGCUGUUCGACAAGACGCAGUGGGACACGCCCUUUGAGUUCAACCCUGGCCACUUCCUGGAUGCUCAGGGAAAUUUCAUUAGGAAAGAAGCCUUCAUGCCCUUUUCAGCAGGUCGGAGGGUUUGUCUGGGCGAGACUCUGGCCAAGAUGGAGCUCUUCCUGUUCUUCACUGCCCUCCUCCAGAAGUUCACCUUCCAUCUGCCCCCUGGUAUCCGGCCUGAGGACCUGAAUAUGGAACCAGUCCCCGGUAUUACUGCAUCCCCACAUUCCUACAAGCUCUGUGCUGUCAGCCACUGAUGGUCAAGGCUUUCUUUCAGUCUGUGUCGGCCUCCUCUUCCACACUGAGGCCACAGCAGCCUGUUGUGUCUCAGUCUUGUCUCACUGAAAUGGGAUUUCAGAGUUUACACCUUGAGAUUUACACAGCUACCGAUGAUGUGGGAUCUCACAUGGUUCAUAACUAGCUUUAAACAGUGAGUAGAGUCCCAGAACAAAAACAUAAGAACAAAUGUGGUUAAUUAGACUUUUUAAUGGUAACCUGAUUUGAUAUAUGUUAAAGUAUCAAGAUAUUUUAUGGAAUUCAUAAGUCUACAUUUCAUACAUUAAACUCUAAAUUCAAAACAGAACAAAUGUGAUUAGACUUUUUAGUGGUGACUUCAUUUGAAAUAGUUAUUUUAUUAAAUUAAUGAAUCCAUAUUUUAUACUGUACAUUAACAUCUCUGACCAUCCCAUAUUUGGAAAAACUCAGAAAGCCCUAAUUAAGGCUAAGUUGGGAGAACGUUGGGACCUGGAGAGGAAUGUAUCAGUAAAUCUGAGUGGAAUCGUAACCUAUU